Messenger RNA from Pungitius pungitius (ninespine stickleback), 3915 nucleotides. RefSeq names its product PDZ domain-containing RING finger protein 4-like. Lineage: Eukaryota; Metazoa; Chordata; Actinopteri; Perciformes; Gasterosteidae. The record is from RefSeq and is a predicted model, not a curated record. Bases 201 to 2465 code for a protein of 754 amino acids. The transcript has 8 exons. Gene Ontology annotation, molecular function: protein binding.
GGGCUUGUUUCUGUCCGCUUGUGUUGUGAAUGGGAUGCCUGGAAGAGAUGCUUGAUUAAAAGAAAAAAGGAGUGACUGAUGAGAACCAGCGCUCCGGUGUGGAGGGUGACCCCCCAGUGUCCGUACCACCACCACCGCCACCGCCACCACCGCCGCCGCUCCGGGAGAAUCGGACGCCUGGCGUUUCCACGACGACUAUAAUGGGCUGCAAUCUGUGCACUUUACAGAAGCGAGAGGAACACUACAAGCUGCUGUAUGAGAUUGCACAGGUGAACGGGAAGGAGUUGUCCAAGUCCAGCCAUGAGGAGACUGCGGAGACCUUUCGCGCCGCCAAGGACACCGUCGUGGUGCAGGUCAUCAGGCGGACCCCCGGCGGCCGCCCCCACGGCCCCCCUCAGGAAAUCCACGUGGUGGAUGUGUGCACUCAAACGGACAUCACCUUCGAACACAUCAUGGCGCUGGCAAAGCUCCGGCCCUCCACCCCUCCUGUGCCCGACGUCUGUCCCUUCCUGCUCUCCGACAGCUGUCAUUCCCUUCAUACAACGGAGCAGGAUUACUAUGAAGGGACGGGCUACCUGUCCCCUGUUGCAGCCGACGGAGACAGAGCGGAGGAGUUUGAGUAUGAGGAGGUGGAGUUGUGUCGACUCAACAGCCAGGAGAAGUUGGGGCUGACGCUGUGCUACAGAACCGAUGAAGAGGAUGAUGUCGCCAUAUACGUCAGUGAGAUCAGUCCAAACAGCAUUGCAGCGAGAGAUGGACGCAUCCGAGAGGGGGAUCGCAUUUUACAGAUCAACGGCCGCGACGUACAACACAGGGAAGAAGCGAUGGCUGUCCUCUCCAACAACGAGAGCAGGAGCAUCGUCCUGCUGGUGGCCCGACCGGAGAUGCAGCUGGAGGAGGCCUGGCUGGAUGAUGAGCACAGCGAGUUCCUGGAGCAGCUAAAGAUGGAAAUGUUAGAGGAACAACAGAGAGAGGAGAUGGAGCUGUCCGCCCUACAGGAGGAGCAGGAGAGUGAGCAGGCGGCAGAAGACGACAAGCCCACCUGCUCCGUCCUUCACCACAAUCGGGAUGGCGGCCUGAGCGUAAAAGACAGAAUAGGGAGCUCAGAGCAAAAUGUCCUGGCGCACAUUCAGGAACGUUUGUCUCAGUGCCUGAGAGACAACCGGGACGCGGACAGAGGGGACGAGGAGGAGGAGAAGGAGGACGCGGGCGACGCCGGCGACGGCGACGACGAGACAGGCGGGGACCGCUUCCGCCAGCUCUUGGAGCUCAAGUGUCAGAUACGCAACAGCGGCGAGUACGACCUGUUCUACAGCCGCCGCAGCACCAUCGAGUGCAGCGUCGGGGAGCAGGGCGGCGUCCAGCGCGAGCUGCGCCUGCUCAACGAGGAGCUGCGCAGCAUCGAGCUCGAGUGCCAGAACAUCAUGCAGGCGCACGGCCUGCGUGCCGCGGCCGCCAAGAGCCAGGGCCAGGGCCAGAGCCCGAGCCCGAGGCGGAGCGACCCCGCCGGGGGCAAGAAGUCGGACAAGGACAGCUCCAGCGCCUACAACACGGCGGAGAGCUCGCGCAGCACCCCGCUGGCGAUGGACCGCUCCCCGGAGCACUCGCUCCAGAGGAUGGUCAGCCUCACCAACCAGAGGAACCUGCGCGGCGGCGGCGGCGGGCUCGCCACCGGGCCCUCGCUCAGCCCGAGCCCCGUCCCCGCCUCGGCACCGCGCCGCGCCCCCGCGCCGGGGAAGGGGAGCAGCCCCGACCACAGCGAUCCUCCCGGGGAGGAGGAGGAGCAGGAGGAGAGCAGGGGGGAAUUAAGGUGGCUUGCCUCGCAUAUUCCAUACUUCUCGCCCUCGCACAGCUCCCAGCAGAGGCAGGUGAACAUCCCGGCCCACGCCAGCCACUACCAGAGCUACAUGCAGCUGAUUCAGCAGCGCUCGGCCGUGGAGUACGCGCAGAGCCAGCUCAGCCUGCUCAGCGUGUGCAAGGAGCCCCAACGGGCGGCCAACGAGCCCAAGAUGGAGUGGAAGGUGAAGAUCCGCAGCGACGGCACGCGCUACAUCACCAAGAGGCCCGUGAGGGACAAGAUCCUGAGGGAGCGAGCCCUGAAGAUCAAGGAGGAGCGCAGCGGGGGGAUGACCACGGACGACGACGCCAUGAGCGAGAUGAAGAUGGGGCGGUACUGGAGCAAAGAGGAGAGGAAGCAGCACCUGGUCAGGGCAAAGGAGCAGAGGCAAAGGCGGGAGUUCAUGCAGCGCAGUCGGCUGGAGAGCCUGAAGGAGAACCCUCAGAGCAGCAGCGAGGGCCGCAAGGAGGUCAGCAUCAUAGAGCUGAGUCAGAAGAAGAUGAUGAAGAAACGCAACAAGAAGAUCCUGGACAACUGGAUGACCAUCCAGGAGCUGAUGACUCAUGGCACCAAGGCGCCCGAGGGGGCCAAGGUGCACAACGCCUUCCUGUCAGUCACUACUGUAUAAAAGAAGAAAAACACACACAUUCUACCCCAUGCGGUAUAAUAUACUUGCCUCGUUCAAUGUGGCGUUUUUAUGAGGACAACCGGAAUAUUUUUCACACUUUGUAACCCAAAAAGCAUUUUGUAAAGAAUUUAUCAGUGGUUUCGAGGCGUUUUCUUCAUGUUUUUCAGUAUGUUUUUUCACAUCACUCUGCCGGGAAAAAUAGCAUUUUUCUAUGAAAUUAUGACUAUAUGAUUAUUUUAUUACUUCGCUUUAAACAUUUUUAUCUCAAAUUCUUUUUUCAUAUUCAUGUUUUAACCAUAUCCUCAAAUGGUUGCAUGAGCAUACUAAGAAAAGGAUUUUUUUUUCUAUGUAUUGUGUAAACUCGCCAAUUGCAACACAGAAAGAAUCUGCUGCCUUUCACUUGUUGAUGCUCCUUACAUUUGUACAUCGACAAGUUGAUUAUACAGAUAACAUUAUAUUUUACCUAAACCAAAAUGGUUAAAAUAAGGGACAAAUGUCAACAUUAAAGGGCACACGUCUUACAUUCCAAAUCAUAGUACUGUAUAACUUGUAUCUGGUAAAAGGAUUGACAAUAACUUCCAUUCAUCCAAUCAUCUGAUGGAAAGAAAAAAAUCCAGUGUUUCACCAUACUGCCAUUCCUCCUUUGGGGGAAAGAAAUCCUUGAUUUUUUUUUUAAUGAUUGAACGUUUUGGUUUCUGGAAAGUUAAAUAGAUUUUGCUCAAAAAGAUACAAUAAACAUUCUGACUCAUUGAAAGCGUGGCGGCUUUCUGUAGCAUCUGCAGCUUUGGGUCACAUUCUUUUUGUAUUAAUUUUUAUUUCUGUCUUAAUCUUUUGAGUUUCUACAUAUUUAACAUCAUAUGGACCUGCUCAUACCUUUUACAUUAUCAACAUACACCUUUUACUCUGCCUGGCCUUAAGAGCAAAAACUGAAUCGAUGACACGUUUGUGUAGCAGACUGAUUUCAUACUUCAUACACAAACAAAUGUGUGUGCAACAGAGGGGUUUUAUCCAGCCUUAUUCAUACAUUGUAUAAUUUGAGCAACUGGGAAGCAUCAUAAAUAUCAUAUAAUGGUUACUGAAUUGUGUUUGUGUUGGAUUAAACAUUGUGUUAGGGGCAUUGCCACUGAGCAGGACUCAGAAACACAGCAUUUAAAGCUCAUUGAAAAACUAAAUUGGUGAAGUGAAUCGGUUGCAUUUAACAGACUUUAUAGUCCAGUUACAUGUACAGUAUGCUCAUUCUAAAUUCCCCAUUUUUAACUGAAAUAUUGUAAAAUUCAAAAUUUUCAACCAAUCUCUGUAUUUGUUUAGAGUCAAUGUCAAUGGUCUAAUUUUAAAGUAAUGCGUAGUUGGCACAUUUGUAGCCGGGUAAAAUGUGUGAUGAUGGUGGUCUUUGAAUAAAAGGAAUGAUAAUAAAUUAUGUUUUUUGGGGUAAAACUUAGCUGAGGCUCAU